GAAUCUACUUCCGAGUUUUGGGAUCUAACGUUAGCCAAUCGCUAACCACGGCAAACAGCGGCAAGACAGUCCUUUGUUUACACUUACUGCAAUGGCGACCAUCACUGAGCUGAAGUGUGCCAUGAGGGAAACACUGGAGUCCCGCUGUGUUCUGGGCCAGCUGAAGGCUCGUAUCAGGGCUGAGGUGUUCAGUGCCCUGGAUGACCAGCGGGAGCCUCGCCCGCCGCUGUCCCAUGAAAACCUGCUCAUCAAUGAGCUCAUCCGGGAGUACCUGGACUUCAACAAGUAUAGAUACACUGCAUCAGUACUGACAGCAGAGUCAGGCCAACCUGACGUGCCCUUGGACAGACAGUUCCUGGCAAAUGAACUGAAAUUGGCAGAGGAUUCAAGCUCAAAGUCUGUACCUCUUCUCUAUGGCUUGGUGUCCCACUUUGUGAACAGCAGCGAUAAUGGAGCAAAGGUGUUUCUGCGGGGUCCCUCUCUGCCAGCUGCUCCAACAGCCAGCAGCACAUUACCUGAACCUAAAGCCUAAACGUUGAUGAUGCACUGAGUACCGCACAGCACGAAAAGAUGUCUUCACACUCCAAUACAUGACGUCAAAUGUUGCUGUGUCUCGAUGGUCUUCAGUGACAUAAGCUUCUUGUCUAUAGAUUUCACUGUUUUCAGAUGAGUGUAAUCUACACAUUACAGCUGUUGUUGAUGGACUGUAUUAAGCUGAAUAUGAACACCUUUGUAUUGGUGUCAGAUGAUCCCUGAUGGCCUUUAUAUGUUUUGAUCUCUGACUUCACCAGUAGGUUUAGUGUCAUUCAGUAAUGCAGAUUCCUUGUUCUCUCGAUAAUUUAAGCAAAAGGUUUAGAUAAUAUUCCUCAUUACCCUCAUUUUUAAUGUACAAAUGUUUGAUACUUUUAUAUUGUCUGUUAGCUGUUCAAAAAUAAAUAUAUCUAUACACUA
Monopterus albus (swamp eel) is the source of this 951-nucleotide messenger RNA. It is a transcript of the gene cep20, whose product is annotated as centrosomal protein 20. Gene Ontology annotation, cellular component: ciliary basal body; centrosome; motile cilium. Gene Ontology annotation, molecular function: protein binding. Lineage: Eukaryota; Metazoa; Chordata; Actinopteri; Synbranchiformes; Synbranchidae. The record is from RefSeq and is a predicted model, not a curated record. The transcript has 4 exons. Bases 92 to 532 code for a protein of 146 amino acids. Gene Ontology annotation, biological process: cilium assembly; microtubule anchoring.